Closterium sp. Yama58-4 is the source of this 1116-nucleotide messenger RNA. The record is from the annotation of a GenBank genome assembly. Lineage: Eukaryota; Viridiplantae; Streptophyta; Zygnematophyceae; Desmidiales; Closteriaceae.
AUGGUAGCCCCAGCAUCGGCGGCGCGAUCCCCGCCGCCGGUUGACGCGGUGCAGAGCAUCUCCCUGCAGAAAAGGGAGGUCACUGAGGCGGACAUACGCGGUAUGGGCGCGUGGGCGAGACAACGGGCCGUGCAAUUCGAUAUAAGCGGGAUGGCGAAUGCGACAAGACCCCAGGAACUGGCUGACCUUCUGGCGGUGCCGUCGUCGACGGCGGUGCGGCUGAGCAACUACCUCAACAUGCAGUUCUACGGCACCGUGAGCAUCGGCACCCCGCCGCAGCGCUUCUCCAUGCUCUUCGACACUGGCUCCUCCGACACCUGGGUGCCCUCCAGUACCUGCCGCACCAACAUAGCGUGCUACACGCACAACCGCUUCAACAGCUCCAAGUCCAAGUCGUUUAAAACAACUGGUGAGCCCUUCCUCGCGCGCACAUGCCACCAUACGUACGCGCAUGCUAGCCACACGCACGCGCAUGCUAGCCACACGAAGACGAUGCAGGAGCAGGGGCUGCUGCCCAAGCCGCUCUUCUCCUUCUGGAUGAACCAGAACGGCGGCAGCAAGGCCGGCGGCGAGGUCAUGUUCGGGGGCGUCAACCCUGCGCGCUACUCAGGCUCGCACACCUUCACACCCGUAGUCGGCUCUGGCAGAUACUGGAACAUUCGGAUGGGCAAGGUCAAGAUGGGAGCGAUGACCAUCGCCUCAUGCAGCAGUGGCUGUGACGCUGUACCCGACACUGGCACGUCACUCAUCAUCGGCCCCACUGCAGCUAUCCAUCAGAUCUACUCUCAAAUGGGCAUCUCCAUGUGCUCCUCCCCCCCGUGUGCAGUGCCGUGCACCCAAGUGCCCGCGCUGCCACCGCUCUCUUUCACCAUAGAGGGGCGCACCUUCACGCUCUCACCGCGCCAGUACGUGCUGCAGGUCGCCCAGCCCAGCGACCCGCGCUCAGGGGGAGGCAGGAGCGGCGGCACGGCGUGCUUUGCGGCGUUCGUGGGCAUGGACUUUGCCAUCUCGCCCAAUGGCCAUGCGUGGAUACUGGGGGACACGUUUCUCAUGGCGUACCACUCCAUCUUCCACUUUGGCAAGCCCAUGCGCGUCGGAUUCGCCACCUCGAGAUAG